CAACCAAUGCAGUCAACGAUCUCGUGUCAGCUGUCGGUUGGCGAGGCCGUCUCUUGUGUUCUUCUGUACCACGUGCGCAGCUAAAAAAAGCGAGAAACCCUUUUUAAGUCGCUUAAAGUGAAGUCGAAGGGGUGACCAAUUCACUUGUGGUUUUUCUUGAUGUUAAAGUUGGGACAGACAAGGCAGUGUGAGCUGCAGCGUGACAACGUGCUUGUUGAGACGCUUUAAGCGUGCUUGGACGUUAAGAAUGGGCGUGCUAAGUCCGAGGCACUCGGCAGAUUACAUCGUCAAAAACGCUAGAGACGUAACCAUUGACCGUGGCGGCAUUUGCAAGGUUGCAGAUGUUGUGCUGGACUGCUACAACAGAGGCCUGGUUGGGACACAUGCGUGGAGAGAUCACCCAUUGCAUCCAAAGGUUGCGGAUGAUUCUGCAGCCCAAUGGGUUUCUCUUGUCGACGCCCUGAACUUCAACUUCUGGUCGGAAGACAGUACACAACGGUUUGCAGUGCAAUGGAAUGGCACUUUGCAUACUGGCUACUAUUCAUUAUGUGCUGUUGUGGCUCGUGCUUUGGAGGAAGGUGUUCCCCUUCUCAGUGCCCAAUUCUGCUGCAGCAUUUCUUUGCAGCAAGUGCAGCAUAUAUUUCGGUCUGAUACAAAUGUGGAGAUCCCCCUGCUCAAGGAAAGACACAAAGUUUUGCAAGAAUGGGGCCAUGUCUUGUCCAAUGAGUAUGGUGGAUCAUUUGCCAACUGCAUUCGAGAAUGUAAAAACAGCUGCCAGACACUGCUGGAGAAGGUUGUGAAAAGCUUCACAUCAUUUCAAGAUGAAGGAACAUUUGAUGGUGUUAGAGUGUCAUUCUACAAGCGGGCUCAAAUACUUGUUGCUGACCUCUGGAGCUGCUUUCAAGGCCAAGGCCUGGGCCUCUUUGAGGAUAUUGCCAUGCUGACAGCAUUUGCUGACUACCGUGUGCCCCAAGUGCUCGCCUAUUUUGGAGCAUUACGUUACUCCCCGCGCCUCUCCAGUUUGCUCGAGAAAGGGUGCAUCUUGGAAAGUGGAAGCAGAGAAGAAAUGGAGAUUCGUGGGGCAACAAUUCAUGCAUGUGAGGUAGGAAGUUGGACGGUGUGUCCUAAACUAGUGGUGAUGAGCUGCAAGGUUAGUUCUGAUGCUGUGGCACAGAUGCAGGAACAUGCAGCACAGUCCCUAGUGUUUAUCAUUUGCGUCCAUGUUGAAGGUAGGAUAGAGAUUGUGUAGUUCUUUGGGCUUGAGCUGUUAUAGUAUUGAGAUCUUCAAGCAACGGGUUGGCCGCUCUCAUGUGUAAAUGGUUUCUUCUAUAUGUUCUUCCUUCAGUUCCCUUUAUGAUGAAUUAGUGAGGUUUUGUGCCAACAUCUAUGAUAACACACAGCUUCCACUGACUAUUGAACCUGAACCAAACAUCAUUACAUGCUAUCUAGGUCCCAGUGGUUUUAGCAUUGAUGAAUGUAUGUUGUUAGGCUUGGUGUUAUUCAGUCUGACAAACUUGCAAACCAUGGUGAUGGGCUUUAGUAGGAUAACUUGGCUUGAGCAGCAUUGGAUGCACUGGCACAAGGGUGCGGACCUUUCACCCCGUCAACGUUUCUGCCAGAGAGGGCAGUGCGGAUGUUUGUGUUGCGCUGUAAUUGAGGAGGGCCGUGUUUAAUCUCUCCUUGCUUCCUGAGCCUUGGACAUAGUAUGCUUCGUUGUCUGAAUCUGGGAUAUUGAGGGAAUGAAGUGCAAUGCCUAAAGUCCCAUGGAGCAUAUUGAAGUCUGCAAGUUCCCUGCUAUCAAACUGAGGCCUGUUGUUUGAGAUGGCUUCAUGUGGGAUGCCAAACUGCAUACAUCUUGUUGAAGGCACCAAAAACAGAGCAACCAGAUGAUGUUAGUCUUUCAGCGUCUACAUACAUUGAAUAGUCAAUUAUGAGCAGACAACGAAAUCGGUUAAGGUGGAAGGUGUCCAUUCCCAGCUUUUAUCAUGGUAAGGAUGGCAGUGGGACGUCAAACAGUUAUUUAUGAUUGUUUGCAGGCAUGUAAUGAUGACGUGUAGUGCAAUCAAUGUUUUGCCAUGCUUUCCACAUCUCGAGUCAUUCCAGGCCUGUAAACAGCCUCUCAAGCUCAGGCUUUGCAUACUGGCAUACGACGAUGCCCAAGAUGAAGCUUUGCAAGCACUGAUGGGCAAGCAGCAAAUUGAAUGACCAAGCAGAGACCUUGACAAAGCAGUCCUUCAGCCUCAUGAAGUUCUCUGCAAUUCCAGAGUCUGCGCUGACCGGAGCACUUUCUACUGCUCUACCAGCUUGGAUGUGCUUCAUCACAAGCUGAAGUGUUGAAUCAGCUGCUCUCUGCAUACUGGUGUGGUUUAGCAUUUCACUGGAUGCCUGAGCAAGCAGACAAAGUGAGACAUGGUAUCCACAUAUAGUUUGUCCACAGAGUCUAACUACAAGGGGGUUCUGGAGAGAGUGUCUGCUGCAACAAGCUCUUUUCCUAGGACAUGCACCAGCUGAAUGUCGUACGGCUGCAGGCAAAGCAGUAGGCACUGUAAUCUGGUUGUUACUGCAUCAAAUGGCUUCUAAACAAGACCCACAAGAGGCCGGUGAUCAGUCUGGACUUCAAAUGGUCUCCUAUAGGUAGUUGCAUCAUCAUGUGCAUACUGAUUGGGUUGUCUUGUCAUCGUGUCCAUAAAUUCUUCAAACAUUGGGCCAGGCGCUUGUCGAGUGUUACAGGAAAUGAACGAGCCAUGCAUUGCAUUCAAAUACCCCUGGAAGUGCCGAUCAAACGCCAUGAUGACAUUGGUGAACUUUGGCUUCUGGCCUGUAAAAGUGAACCUUGGUAUUUGGUCAUAAGCUCUUGACCACCAAUAUGAAGUAAAAGUGCCACGCACAUGACACCACACCUUCUUUGUCAUACUUAAUGGCCUGCUGGUGUCAUAUUUUUUGUAAAAUCAGUGUUGACCUUUCCUAUAAAAAUGCAGGAAUGACUGUGUUAGUGCUACUAUGUUCUGACAGAAAAUGUGCUUGACUGAUAGUUCUCUGCAUUGAGUACAGAAGUAUGUUUGAACCGAUUUCAAAGCAUCAGACUUGCUAAUAUUUACAUAUGCCAUUGCAAUUUUAUCUUUUUUGUCAGCCUUCAGCAGACAGUCAUUACUUCGUGUAUUGUAGUCAUUGACAAGUGUUAUUUGAAAUUGUCAUUUUUAAAAAUGCACUUGCAAUUUCUGUUGCAUCUAGAAUUUUUGUUCUCUUGGAAGGGGAUAUGUGUGCUGUACGAAAGCUGAAUAAAAGGUUUUAUUGGUGUU
Molecule: messenger RNA, 3299 nt
Organism: Dermacentor andersoni
Lineage: Eukaryota; Metazoa; Arthropoda; Arachnida; Ixodida; Ixodidae
Product: queuosine 5'-phosphate N-glycosylase/hydrolase
Source: RefSeq, a predicted model, not a curated record